GGACUGGACUGGUGGGUGAGCUGUGCUUGUGGUCAGACGAGACAAGACGAGACCUUUAAAUACAGACCUUUGGAUUUGUCGGUCACGUGACGCCUCUCCGCCUGCCUGUCGUGUGUCCGGGCUGUCCGCUCCACAGCACUGGAGGAAACCAAGGAUGGCAGAGGCUCCCUCAUCAUGUGACUGUUUUGUUUCCUUGCCCCCUGGCUCUCGAGACAACCACGUGAUUUUUGGGAAGAACUCAGAUCGUCCCCGGGAUGAGGUCCAGGAGGUGGCCUACUACCCUGGAGCAUCACACCUUCCAGGCUCCAUGCUGGAGUGCACAUAUAUCGAGAUCCCGCAGGCGGCGCAGACCCAUGCUGUCAUCCUCAGUAAACCUGCCUGGAUGUGGGGCGCGGAAAUGGGAGCCAAUGACCAGGGAGUCUGUAUCGGGAAUGAAGCGGUUUGGACCCGAGAACCAGUCAGUCCUGGAGAAGCUCUGCUGGGCAUGGACCUCGUCCGUUUGGGGCUGGAGCGUGGUGACAGUGCCUGGGCGGCGCUGACCGUGAUCACUGGCCUCCUGGAGCAGCAUGGACAGGGGGGGCAGUGCAGGGAGGACCCCGAGCCCUUCAGCUAUCACAACACCUUUCUCCUGGUGGACCGCAAUGAGGCCUGGGUCCUGGAGACAGCUGGAAGGCUAUGGGUGGCACAGAGGAUCACAGAGGGUGUAAAGAACAUCUCCAACCAGCUGACCAUCGGAGCUGAGAUCUCAGCAGAGCACCCAGAGCUGCGCAGCGUCGCCCAGGCUCAAGGCUGGUGGGACGGCCAGGGGGAAUUCAAUUUCUCUCAGGUGUUUAGUUCUGAGAACCCACCUGCCCGGAUGGAGCUGGCUAAGAAGCGCUACAAAGGAGGCACAGAGCUGCUACAGCAACACGAUGGCUCGAUGACAGCAGAGGUGAUGAUGUCCAUUCUGAGAGACAAGCCCAGUGGCAUUUGCAUGGACUCUGGAGGUUUCUGCACCACAGGUAGCAUGGUGUCUCUCCUGCCAAGAGACCCCAGUCUGCCCUGCAUCCACUUCUUCACUGCCACCCCAGACCCCUCCAGGUCUAUAUUCAAGCCUUUUAUCUUCUCGGAGUGCACCACCCCAGUGCCGUGGGUGGUUUCCCCACAGUUCGGCCCAGACGACCCCGUCAGGAAGCAGCCUCGCUUUCAGAGCCAGGUGGACCGCAGACAUGACCUGUACAAGGCCCACCAGGAGGCACUCAACACCAUGGAGACCAACCCGGAUGAGGGUUUAGCGGUCUAUGAGAUUUUGAGGGACCUGGAAUCACAGUGUUUGAACGACAUUUUGACCAUGCUGAAUGGAAAGAUAGGGGAAGACGAACUGGGAGACUUGUUUUUCGACUGUGUGGACACGGAGAUUAAGUUCUACCAGUGAGAAGCGCCCUCAGGUGGAUGAACCUAAGGCUCACAGCGUGGCAGGAGAAGAGGCCCUGGGACUGUUAACAGAUUCAGUAUUCCUCGUCUGAUCAGUCUGCGUCUCAUUCACACAACACACAUCCCUGACGCCAUUCCAUCUUUAACACUGACCACAUGUCUAAACUGCACAUGCGAUUGGAUUGAUCAUGUGUAUCACCCAGGGAGCAAUGACUGCACCUCAGUAGUUAGUGUCAUGAUGUAGACUACUACAUAGACGCCUAUGUAGACUUCUGUGAUGUUGCACAAAUACUGUAAGUUGGGCAGUUCUUUUAACAUUUUGUUUUUCUUGUUGCAAGUGAAUGGGUUAUCGAUUGAUGACACUACCCGUAGGAGAAAGAUCUAAUAAAGAAAGUGCAUAGUCCA
Sphaeramia orbicularis (orbiculate cardinalfish) is the source of this 1818-nucleotide messenger RNA. It is a transcript of the gene scrn2, whose product is annotated as secernin 2. The record is from RefSeq and is a predicted model, not a curated record. Gene Ontology annotation, biological process: proteolysis. The coding region runs from base 155 to 1414 and encodes 419 amino acids. NCBI's taxonomy places the organism in Eukaryota, Metazoa, Chordata, Actinopteri, Kurtiformes, Apogonidae. The transcript has 9 exons. Gene Ontology annotation, molecular function: dipeptidase activity; cysteine-type exopeptidase activity.